Molecule: messenger RNA, 1731 nt
Organism: Zymoseptoria tritici IPO323
Lineage: Eukaryota; Fungi; Ascomycota; Dothideomycetes; Mycosphaerellales; Mycosphaerellaceae
Exons: 2
Coding region: 1-1731 (576 amino acids)
Biological process (GO): protein deubiquitination
Cellular component (GO): nucleus; cytosol
Molecular function (GO): cysteine-type endopeptidase activity; cysteine-type deubiquitinase activity
Source: RefSeq, a predicted model, not a curated record
AUGCCCGAGCGGCCCUUGACCAUCGCAACCUACGCAGCCGGCGCAUCCCUCGCAGCAGUCACCCUCGUCUACGUUUUCGGACCGACCUUUUUCCUCGACGACGAAGCCUCAAAUAGUUCCCGCGCGACCCGUAAGAAGGGCGUCGUCGGACUCGCCAACCCCGCAAACGACUGCUUCAUAAACAGCGUGCUGCAAGCUCUCGCCGGUCUGCCUGAACUACGAGCCUACCUAAUCCGAGAGGUACAUCGAAGAUCACUGGAUGGGCCGGAAUUGUACCUGGACCUGACGGCCGCGGAGGAGGAGGCACAGAAGAAUCGGAAGAGUCGAGAGAUCCCAGAUUGGAAAGUGGUCGGACAACAGCAGGGUUUGGUGACGAAUGCGCUGAAGGAAGUGCUGGAUGCGUUGAACGAACGGCCGAUUUAUAAGAAGACGAUCUCAGCGCAGGGGUUUAUUCGGGCGGUGGAGGGGGCGUUUCGCACGAGGAUUUCGCGGUCGCAACAGGAUGCGCAGGAGUUUUUGCAGGUUGUUGUGGAGAGGUUGGCGGAGGAACAUGCUGCUGGGAGGAGGGUGAGGAGGAAAGCUAGACAGGUGGCAGCGGAAGAGGAGGGGGAUGUGCCACACAGUAAUGGAGACACAGAGGGACCUUCGAAGGAGGAGGACGACAGCGACGACUCGGAGACGGUGAACCCACUGGAAGGCAAGCUGGAAUCUCAAGUCGAAUGCUCGCAUUGCCAAUUCAAACCGAAACCCUCGAUAUCCUCAUUCCUGACAUUAACCCUCAACGUCCCUCACGACUCCACCUCCAGCACUCUAGCCGUCUGCUUCGACCAACUCCUCAAAGUCGAACACAUCGACGACUUCAAAUGCGAUCGCUGUCGCCUCGACUUCGCCCUCCAACAACUCUCCCAAACCCUCUCCCGACCUUCCCUCACCCCAUCCGAACGCGCCCUCCACCUCAAACACCAAUCCCUCAUCCAACAAGCCAUCGCCACAGACCCGGAGAAACCCCCAAAAGACGUCCCCCUCCCCUCCCUCUCCGCGACCCCAAACCGCCGAAUCGCCAAACACGUCCGCAUCUCCGCCUUCCCCAAAAUCCUCACCCUCCACCUCUCCCGCUCCGUCUGGGAUCCUUCCUCUGCAUCUUCCAAAAACUCGGCCAAAGUCCCAUUCCCGGAAACCCUCCCGCUCGGCGGCCUCCUCCAACGAAAAACCUACCGUCUCCUCGGCGUCGUCACACAUAAAGGCGGGCAUAAUUCCGGUCACUAUGAGAGUUUUCGACGACAACAUUUACCGAAGCCGUACUCGACGAAAGUCAGUCUCGGCACGGAGGGGAUUUAUAGUCGUAAGAAUUCUCCGGUGCCGAGUCCGAGAGGGAGUGCGGGGAAUAGUCCGAGAUUGGGUGGGACGUCGGAGAGUGCGGAGACGGGACGGGGUGGGAGGGGGGAGGGGAGUGAUGCGGAAGAGUCGACUGAUUUGACGGAGUUGUCGACCGGGACCUCGACUUCCUCUUCGUCGGAGCCGGAGGGCGAGGGAGACGGUGCGGCACCACCGGUGAAGAGGCGCAACUCGAUGCGGGACGCACUACGGAGGAAGGGAAAGGGUUCAAAUGGUGGGUAUGGGAGUGAGAGAUGGUGGAGGAUUUCGGAUGAAAAGGUCAAGGAGUGUAAGACGGGGGAUGUGCUGGGGAUGCAGAGGGAGGUUUAUUUGUUGUUUUAUGAGAGGGUUGAAUGA